This is a messenger RNA of Capsicum annuum, 1097 nucleotides long. RefSeq names its product protein enabled homolog. The transcript is spliced from 2 exons. NCBI's taxonomy places the organism in Eukaryota, Viridiplantae, Streptophyta, Magnoliopsida, Solanales, Solanaceae. The record is from RefSeq and is a predicted model, not a curated record. Bases 393 to 935 code for a protein of 180 amino acids.
UGAAAAAAUGGUAAAAUAUAUAAAAAAGCAUCCAGAGAACAAAAGCAUGGUUGGAUGCUCUGACUUUAACAUAACUUUCUUGCCUCCCAUCCUCUUAUUGAAUUCCUGUAACUGCACCCUUUAAUAAUUUUUUUUUGAAAGCACCCACAACCUAAAAUUGCUGGGUCCACCACUGCAAUAAAUUACAAUGCUCUCAGCAUGCUUACUUUUUUUGACCCCGGAACGAAACUCUUGAAUCCGCCACUGGGAAUUAUAAUGGUUCCCGCCACCAUGUAUCACCAAAGUUACUUUCUUCCAAUGCCUCAACUAUUUAUAUUUUCUUAUUUAAUUUGAUCCUAAGAUCUUUUUCUUUCUUUGAAUAUUUGAAGAGCGAAAAUGGCGUUGAUCAAGAGAUGCAAGAGAACAAUACUUCACCAGAUCCCAAUACUGCUGGUCAGCGCAGUAACAAUGUUACUCCUCCUCCUGCUUCGCCAAGUCCUGCUCUUUCGGCAAACGGAUCUAGGGCAGGAGGGGGCAGACGUGUACUAGGGACGCCUCGUCGCCCCUUCUACAGGACCACUUCGAUUGUUACAACCACUGAUGGCAUCCGGAUCUAUGCAGAGCGGGAUUUGAAUGAUGAAGGAUCAGGUUCAUCAUCAGCUGGAAGAGGAUUUGACACGUGUCAAAUGACUAUUGAUCUGCCGCUCUCGCCUCCACGUCAGCCACAUCCUCCUCGAGUGCCGAACCAGGAGGCAGCACAAGGAGGACAGGCUGCUAUAGGACCAGGUUCGCCCCUGCCUCCACCCCAGCCGCAUCCUCCUCCAGUGUCGAACCAGGAGGCAGCACAAGGAGGAGAACCAGGUUCAGCUAGACGCGAUGACGCGGUGCCUGGGGUGAGGGGGUACCCUGACUUGCCUGAUCUAAACUUGCCACCAGAGGAAGAUGGAGAAAAUUGAAGAAUUUAAUUAUCAGAACUUGGUUUUAUUUAAAAAUUACUAUUUCGUGUUUCCAUGACUUAGAGCAAGGGACAAACAUUGCUGGUUGCACCAAGUCCCCUUGGUUUCUCUAAUCUGCAUUUGCAGUGGUUUCAUGCAUGUUUUUAUUACUAUAUUUUAUUU